AUGGGCGAUUCUUCUCAAACCGGCGAGGGCUCCUCGUCAACGGCUUCUUCUUACAAAUCAAUUUCUCCUUACGAUAUUACUUCAAGCGAUAAUCCUGGUUGUGUUAUUUCUCAAGUUCUCCUUACCAAUACUAAUUAUCUUGAAUGGUCUGCGGCUCUCCGGAGGGCACUAUGGGCUCGCAAGAAAUUUGGUUUCUUGGACGGAUCUAUUUCUAAACCACAGGGGGGUUCUUCGCUUUUAACGGAUUGGUAUGUCAAUAAUUUUAUGCUCGUUUCUUGGAUCAUGAAUACUAUCGAUGCUUCGAUCCGUUCUUCUAUCCCAAAUAUCGAAAUCGCUCAACAAUUAUGGCCGCACAUUCGUGAUCGAUUUUCUGUGGUUAAUGGCACUCGGAUUCAGCAGUUGAAAGGAGAACUCGCUACCACGUAUCAAAAGGGUAUGACAAUUAGCGCGUAUUAUGGCAAACUUCGUACACUGUGGGAUGAACUGUACGCAUAUGAUCGUCCGGUGGCUUGUCGUUGCGGUAAGUGUACCUGUCCUCUUGCGGCUGAACAUGAAAGGCGUCAGGACAAUGAACAAUGUCAUCAAUUUCUUCUUAACCUAGAUGCUGAGGUCUUUGGGGCUGCUCGAUCUCACAUCCUUGCUCAAGAACCUUUGCCAAAUCUCCACCGGGCCCGUCGGGUCCUGCCCGACCUGCUACUUCUUCCGGCGUCUCAUGCAGCGUUUGCGGGCGGACGGGACAUGAUUCUACCCGAUGCUUCAAGGUGGUUCCUUGUCCUCAUUGCAGCCGGACCGGUCACAAUCCUAAACAAUGCUACGAAUUGGUCGGCUAUCCCGGAUCAUCUUCGUCUUCUGCCGGCCGUGGUUCAACCGCUGUGGGUGCCGGUCGUGGUCUACCUCCCAUUGCCGGUCGCGGUCGUGGUCGUGGCACACCACAGGUGCAGGCCAAUGCCACUGGCGCUCUACCCGUGGGUUUUCCGGCGAAUAAUGUCUCUCCGCCCGGUUCGGCUACCUCGCUUGCGACCACUAGUAUUUCUCCUGACCAAUGGUCCGCCUUGCUAA
This is a messenger RNA of Striga hermonthica, 1059 nucleotides long. The record is from the annotation of a GenBank genome assembly. Lineage: Eukaryota; Viridiplantae; Streptophyta; Magnoliopsida; Lamiales; Orobanchaceae.